Messenger RNA from Lemur catta (Ring-tailed lemur), 2771 nucleotides. Its product is annotated as zinc finger protein OZF-like. The transcript is spliced from 4 exons. NCBI's taxonomy places the organism in Eukaryota, Metazoa, Chordata, Mammalia, Primates, Lemuridae. The record is from RefSeq and is a predicted model, not a curated record. Gene Ontology annotation, biological process: regulation of transcription by RNA polymerase II. Gene Ontology annotation, molecular function: RNA polymerase II cis-regulatory region sequence-specific DNA binding; DNA-binding transcription factor activity. The coding region runs from base 476 to 2119 and encodes 547 amino acids.
UAGCUAGGUAGGUGGGAUUACAGAGGCUCACCACCAUGCCCUGCAAGCAUGCCUUUUAUAUGCAAACCAACCAAUCCCAAAUCCGUAUACCCGACCACUUGCUUUAUUUAACUCUCAUAGACCAAGCCGGAGUCCGCUGAGGAGCACCCCGACUCGAGGCUUAUGGAUCUGUGGGAACUACAUUACCCAUAAUGGCCUGCGUCCGUGAUGUUUCCGGGAGGGGGCAUAGUAAAUUCAGGCGGGACUUCCGGGUCCUCGCGACGGUCGUUUUGGCUUUUCUCCGGUCCUUUCACCCUGUCCGAGGAUCCGGAGCUCUGGUUCGGAACCAGAGUGACCGAACCGAGAAGGCGCGAGAGGAUUCGUCGUCUCCGCGGCACAGAGGCGGGUCUGAGGACCUGAGACGCUGCCGCCCGGGGUGACCUGGCCACGGUCGGGAUAGAAACCUCCACUCCGGCCCCUCUCUGCCCAGAGUUCGAUGGCCGCGGCCGCGCUGAGGGACCCGGCUCAGGGCACUGUGACCUUUGAAGAUGUGGCUGUGUGCUUCUCCUGGGAGGAAUGGGGUCUCCUUGAUGAGGCUCAGAGACAGCUAUACCGUGAUGUGAUGCUGGAGAACCUGGCUCUUAUAACCUCCCUGGGUUGUUGGUGUGGCGCAGAGGAUGAGAAAGCACCUUUAGAGCAUAGUGUUUCUGUAGAAGGAGUGUCACGGGUCAGGAUUCCCAUGUCAAGACCGUCUCCUCAGAAGGCCCACCCCUGUGAGAUGUGUGGCCCAAUCUUAAAAGACAUUAUUCAUUUGACCGAGCAUAAGGGAGCACAUCAAGGGCAGAAAUUGUACAUGUGUUGGGCAUGUGAGAAACGAUUCUAUUUCAGUACAAAUCAUCAGUGCCAGAAACAGCACACUGGAGAGAAACCCUUUGGAAGCGAUACGAACAGGGUAUCAUUUGUGAAGAGCUGCACAUCCAGUGAGUCACAGAAGUCCUUUGCCUGCAGGAACAUUGGGAAGGAUUUCCCAGCCAGCUUGGGAUUUCUCCAGCAACUGGCCACUCAUGCCAGCGAAAAGUCAAAUAGCAGAACCCCAUGUUGGGCUGCCUUUCAAAGGGGAAAAACCCAUUACAACUGGGGAGGAUGCAGCAAAGCCUUUAGCUGCAAACACACACUGGUUCAUCAUCGGAGAGCCCUCACUAGAGAAAGAGGUUACAUUUGCAAUGAAUGUGGGAAGUCCUUUAGCCAUAAAUCCAGCCUCAUUAAACACCAGAGAGUUCACACUGGAGAAAGGCCUUAUAAGUGUGGGGAAUGUGGCAAGUCCUUUAGCCAAAGCUCCAACCUCUUUCAGCAUUGGAGAGUUCAUACUGGAGAAAGGCCUUAUGAGUGUGGGGAAUGUGGGAAAUCGUUUAGCCAAAGCUAUAGCCUUAAUAACCAUCGGAAAGUUCAUACUGGAGAAAGGCCUUAUGAGUGCAGUGAAUGUGGGAAAUCCUUUAGCCAAAGGUCCAACCUCAUUCAACAUCAGAGAAUUCAUACUGGAGAAAGGCCUUAUGAAUGCAGCAAAUGUGGGAAAUCCUUUAGCCAAAGCUCUGCAUUAAUGCAACACCAUAGUGUUCACACUGGAGAAAGGCCUUAUGAGUGCAGCGAAUGUGGGAAAUAUUUUACCUACAAUUCCAGUCUCAUAAAACACCAGAAAGUUCACACUGGGUCAAGGCCUUAUAAGUGCACUGAAUGUAGGAAAUCCUUUAGCCAGAAUUGCAGCCUCAUUCUACAUCUGCGAGUUCAUACUGGAGAAAGGCCUUAUGAGUGCAGUGAAUGUGGGAAAUCUUUUAGCCAAAGGUCUGCACUCCUUAAACACCAGAGAGUUCAUACUGGAGAAAGGCCCUAUGAGUGCAAUCAAUGUGGGAAAACUUUUAGGCGAAGCUCCAACUUCAGUGACCAUCGGAGAGUUCACACUGGAGAAAGGCCUUAUGAAUGUGGCCAAUGUGGAAAAUCUUUUAGCAAAAGCUCAGGUCUCACUCGGCACCAGAGAGUUCACACUGGCAUAAAGUCUUAUGAGUUUGUUGGAUAUAAGAAAGCCAUUAGCCAAUGGCCUUACCUCAUUGGGUACCACAAAGUUCAGGUGGAAAAAACACCUUAGAUGUACUGGGUAUGUGAUAUUUUCUUGUUGAGUAUAACAACACUGGAGGUGAUCCCUUAUGAGAGUGCCAUCUGCUUGAAUUGAACCUCAUUCAUUUAAACAUCCACAAAAAUUCCAGGUGUGUGGGAAGUUUUAAGGUGCUGUAUUGUACUUUUAAACCUGCUCGGGGUCACUGUCAGUAUUGUAGUUCUAGCCAUUUGACCUCUGGCACCUGGCAGGAACCCACAAUGUGCAUUGUUCACUGACCUCAGUACGCUUUGGGAAGUAAACCUGUGUGUUCUCCUUUUUGUAGGAUGAAUUUGUGAGAAGCCUGAGCACUCGCUGCUUUCUCAUUUCUUUCUGAUGAGUCAGGGCAUGAAUAUGACACAUUUUUGGCCCAGAGGACUUGAUAUGAGUUCUGCUGAUGAGUUGAAAAGAUGGGCUACCUUUUUCAGGGAUAUUGUUGGCUUCAUGUGAUUCUAGUAAUGAUGUUUUCCAGCCUCCAAUUUACUAGCCCAGAAAAAGCCUGUUUCUUCUUGCUCUGGUUUCUGUGGUAAUAAAGACUUUAUUUUUUAAGCCACCUUUAAGCUUGAGAAUACAGUUUAUUUUAUGGGGUGCUUUGAAAACAAUAGGAUUCUGCCAGAAUGAUUGGAGUAACAGCUUCUGUGAGUAU